This is a messenger RNA of Benincasa hispida (wax gourd), 2814 nucleotides long. RefSeq names its product G-type lectin S-receptor-like serine/threonine-protein kinase LECRK3. Lineage: Eukaryota; Viridiplantae; Streptophyta; Magnoliopsida; Cucurbitales; Cucurbitaceae. Gene Ontology annotation, molecular function: protein serine/threonine kinase activity; ATP binding. The record is from RefSeq and is a predicted model, not a curated record. Gene Ontology annotation, biological process: protein phosphorylation.
CUUCAAAAUUCCAAGUCAACACUGAGACGACCAAAGUAACGUUGCCCUGUUUGUCUUCUUGAAACAUUUCUGUCUCUGCCUCUUGGCCUUCCAGUUCCCACCAUAACUUUCUUCUCAAACCUUCAUUCAAUCUGCCCCGCCAUUCUCUCCUCAAUUCUAUUUCCCUCUCAUCUUAAUUACCCACUUCAAUUUCCUUAUGUAAAUUCGAAAACUCUUAAUUCUUAGCUGUCCUCUGCUUCCAUGGCUUCCCUCUGCUUUCCAUUCCCACCUCUUCUUCUGCUUCUGCUUCUUUUCCUUUCCCCAACCUCCACCGUUGCUCAGAAGCCAAACCCUAAUAUAACUUUAGACGCAUCUCUCAUUGCUCACAACCGCGAUUCCUUCUGGUCCUCUGCAUCUGGUGAUUUUGCUUUCGGUUUCCUCCGCCAAUCUGAAGGGGAAGACUAUCUGUUGGCAAUUUGGUUUAACAAAAUUGCUCAUAAAACCGUCGUUUGGUCUGCUAAUCGGGACAAAUUGGCACCGGAGGGAUCUACCGUUGUACUUACAACAAGCGGCCAACUCGUCCUCAACGACCCUGUAGGCAACCAAAUCUGGGCUGCAACUUUCUCAGCUACUAAUCACUCUGUUUCCUAUGCCGCCCUUCUUGACACUGGAAACUUCAUUCUCGCCACUAACAAUUCUAAAAUUCUGUGGCAAAGCUUCGAUUACCCUACCGACACGAUUUUACCAUCACAGAUUCUUAACAAGGGCAACAAUCUCGUUGCACCUUAUACAGAAACGAAUUACUCAAGUGGAAGAUUUCAAUUGGCCAUGCAAACUGAUGGGAAUCUCAUGCUUUACACCAGAAAUUUCCCUACGGAUUUAUUAAGUAACAGUUAUUGGGAAACUAACACUGUGAAAUUCGGCUUUCAACUCAUCUUCGACCUCUCUGGUUCUAUCUAUCUCAUCGCAGAGAAUAAAACCAUUGUUAACACUUUGUCAUCAAAUAAUCUCACAACCCAAAAUUUCUACCAGCGAGCGAUUCUCGAGCAUGAUGGGGUUUUCAGACAUUAUGUUUACCCAAAGAGGGGUACUGGAAGUAAUUCGUCUUGGGCUGAAGCUUGGUCGGUAUCCAUAUCCAUUCCUUCCAACAUCUGUAUGGAAAUUGGUGGAGGUACUGUCAGUGGAGUAUGCGGGUUCAAUAGUUACUGCAUGCUUGGGAAUGAUCAAAGGCCAUUUUGCACUUGUCCACCAGGCUUUGACUUGUUUGAUCCAAAUGAUGUGACCAAAAGUUGUAAACCCGCUUUUCUCUCUCAAAGUUGUGAUGAAUCGUUUCCUGAAACAGAUAACUUUGGUUUUGUCUCUAUGGAAAAUACGGAUUGGCCUUAUGGUGAUUACGGGCAUUUUCGACCAGUAACUCAGGAUUGGUGCAGAAAGGAAUGUUUGGUCGAUUGCUAUUGUGCGGCCGCCAUUUUUAGAGAUGGGAAUUGUUGGAAGAAGAAGUUUCCACUUUCAUUUGGGAGGAUGAAUUCUAGCGUGGGCGGAAUAGCUUUUAUCAAAAUCAGGAGAGACAAUUCUACUCUGCAAUCUCAAAACCUUGACCAGAAUUGCAGGAACAAAACUAAGGUAGUCAUUGGAUCAGUCUUGUUAGGAAGCUCUUCAUUUCUAAAUAUCCUCUUAUUAUUGCUCACUUUAUGGAUUGGCUUUGGAUUCAGUAAAAGAGAAUCAAGGGCUAUCAGAGGAGACCCUUUCAUUUUUGGUGUGAAUCUAAGAGCUUUUAGCUACGAAGAGCUCAACAAGGCCACAGGGGGAUUCACAGAGCGGCUGGGAAGUGGUGCAUUUGCUACUGUGUAUAAAGGGACUCUUGAUUUUGUGGAGAACAACUUGGUGGCAGUCAAGAAGUUGGAGAAUAUAAUGAGUGAGGGAGAGAGAGAAUUUAAAGCUGAAGUGAGCGCUAUUGCUCGAACAAACCAUAAGAAUUUGGUUAAAUUGAUUGGUUUUUGCAACGAAGGAGAACAUAGAAUGUUGGUAUAUGAGUUCAUGGAGAAUGGGUCUCUUGCAGAUUUCCUUUUUAGGCCUUCAAAACCAACUUGGUAUUCUAGAAUUCAACUUGUUUGGGGAGUUGCUAGAGGGCUAAGUUACUUACACGAAGAGUGUAGCACUCAGAUCAUUCAUUGUGAUAUCAAGCCCCAAAACAUUCUCCUUGAUGGUUGUUUUGGUGCAAAAAUUGCAGACUUUGGAUUGGCCAAACUUUUGAAGAAAGACCAGACUCAAACCAUGACUGCAAUUAGAGGAACAAAAGGGUAUGUGGCUCCGGAGUGGUUUAGAAGGCUACCCAUUACGGUGAAAGUUGAUGUUUACAGCUUUGGGAUUCUAUUAUUGGAGAUGAUCGGUUGCAGAAAGAAUUUCGAACUAGAAGCAGAAAAUGAAGAUGAAAUGAUACUGAGUGAUUGGGUUUAUGACUGCAUGAAAGAAAGAAAAAUGGAGAAGUUGAUAAAGAAUGAUGAGGAAGCAGAGAAUGAUAUGAAGAGAGUGGAGAAGUAUGUUAAGAUUGGAAUUUGGUGCAUUCAAGAGGAACCAUCGCUAAGGCCAUCCAUGAAGAAAGUGAUACAAAUGCUUGAAGGUGCAGUUGAAGUUUCAACUCCCCCUGAUCCAUCUUCAUUUAUCAGUGCAAUUUAGUAACAACAUUGUCUCUUUUUCUUCUUCCAUGUUGUAUGAAUAACCCAAUGACUCAGCUGCAUUAUCAUAUACUCUACUCAUGUACAUAAAUUUAAAACAAGACAAACAAAUAAACAAAGAUAUGUCCUCUUUUAAUUCCUACAUUUUAUAAAUGGUUAA